AGUCAUCCAAGUGAGCUUCUUUUUUUCCCUUGGCAUUGUUGCCGCUUGUCACUCCACCUGCUGGGGAGUUCUUGACGAGAUUUUGCUUGUCUUCCAUGCUGUUCUUUUUGUGGUUUUCCUCAUUUCUUUUUGUGAUCGAGUUCCAGAUGGCUCAGCAGUGCCUCCAAUAUGAAUAUUUUGACAGAUUGCUGAAUGCUUGCGUACCGUGUCACCUCCGAUGUUCUAAUACCCCUCCUCCAACAUGUCAGCAUUACUGUAAUGAAGUGAAAGGAACAAAUGCCAUUCUUUGGACCUGUUUGGGCCUGAGCUUGCUAGUGUCUUUGACAGUUUUUGUGCUGAUGUUCUUGGUAAGGAAGAUGCGCUCUCCACCAUUAAAGGAUGAAUUUAAAAGCACAGGAUCUGCUCUGCAGAAGGAGGCUAAUGCUGGCAUGGAUGGUAGAAAAGAUAGCAGGACUGGUGAGGAAAUUCUUCCCAGAAGCCUGGAGUACACAGUAGAAGAAUGUACCUGUGAAGACUGUGCCAAGAGCCAACUGAACAUCGAUUCUGACCACUUCUUUCCACUCCCAGCUAUGGAGGAAGGCGCAACCAUCCUCGUCACCACAAAAACAAAUGACUAUUACAAUGGCCUGCCAGCUGCUGGGUGUAUCACAAGGAUGGAGAAAUAGAUUUCUACUAGAUAAUUAACCAUCCUGAGUAGUGCAGAGCUACUCUCAAAAUCUUUUGUCAGAAGGAAAGGAUGAUGUACAACAUCACCUUAGGAUGCUUGUUAUCAGUUGCUGAUAAAGGUUUUUGCCCUCUAAUCCUAGAAAAUCUUUUUGUUAGAUAUAUUUCUCUAUCUUAUUGUUGGGAGCUUAACUGUAGACACUUCAUUGGUUUCAAUGAUUCAAUUCUUGACUCACUGAAGAAAAGUACUGCAAUGGGUAGGUCCCAGAGUCACACACUUCUAUGGCUGGACCUCUUCCCUCCUAUACAUGCACAUAUGCACUUCAGAACAAACUGAACUUUUCUCUUUAUUGUUAAAGGCAAGCAAGAUUAUUCUAUGCACUUCUGUAGAUAGGAGAACCCUAGAGUCAGCCUUGCUAAUUCCGUGUGCUACGCAUGGGUAGUUCCUGACCUUGUGAGUUUCCAGCUUAAUGGAGGCCUCAGCAUUACUGUAAUUAUAUAAAUAUAUGUAGAAUUAAAAACUGUGAUAAAAGGUUACUUGGUAUCAUUUUCAGGCCCAAAUAUAGGUGAUCAUGAUGGUUAUCACUUACAUAAUUACUAAUGUGCAGCGAUUGCUCUAAGUGCUUUACCUAUACUAACUCAUUUAAUGCACGAAACAAAUUACAAGGUAGGUGGACCAUUACCAUCUCCAUUUUAUAGAUUAUGACAGAAACUAAGUCAGAGCAAGGUAACACAGCCAGUGAAUGGCAAAGCCAUGAUUUAAACCAGACAUUUUGAUCUAUUUCACUUUUCUCUUCAUGUCAACUUAGUUCCAUUCCUGAGGUCUCCAUCUCUUUGGGCUACUAUCUUAGUCACUGUAGGGGGAGGGCUCCUUUCCUGGGGUUGGACAACGCUCCUGAUGAAAGGCUGUGCAACAGGCGAUGCCCUGUGGUCACCAGUUGACUUUGAUCAUCCCUAAGAGGCCCACUGCCACUGAGCAUAAAUCCUCAAGGUCUGGGGGGCUUUGUGGCUUUUGUGUCAGGUUUGGAAUAUGGGGAAACAUGGUGGGAUCUUUUCAACCACUUGAGGCCCGUCAUGGUUCCAUUUCAGGCCCUUGAGGAGAACAAACAGUACAGUGGUUAAAGCACUGGCUCUGGAGCCAGACUGCCUGGGGUUCAGUCCUGGCUGUUACUAGCAAGUUAUAGAAUUUUGGUGACUAUAAGAAAGGUACUUAACCAUUUUAUGUUACUUUUGCGCAUAUAUAUUUUUUUCCAUAAAAGUGUCUGGUUCAUAAUAAGUAAUUUGGUUAGUUACUUUGCUAUGAUGGUUUUUAUUAGUCCCUUUGAGGUCAGGUCUCUCUGAGGGCAGGCACAUGCAUUUCUUUUCUGUUAUACUGUUUCUAGCUGCUCCUUGUCCCCACACGUCCAGUACAACCUCCUCCAUAAAUUUGGAUGUUUUG
Molecule: messenger RNA, 2101 nt
Organism: Artibeus jamaicensis (Jamaican fruit-eating bat)
Lineage: Eukaryota; Metazoa; Chordata; Mammalia; Chiroptera; Phyllostomidae
Gene: TNFRSF17
Product: TNF receptor superfamily member 17
Exons: 3
Coding region: 96-665 (189 amino acids)
Biological process (GO): tumor necrosis factor-mediated signaling pathway
Molecular function (GO): signaling receptor activity
Source: RefSeq, a predicted model, not a curated record